Messenger RNA from Pristis pectinata (smalltooth sawfish), 4481 nucleotides. RefSeq names its product WW domain-binding protein 2-like. Bases 68 to 811 code for a protein of 247 amino acids. NCBI's taxonomy places the organism in Eukaryota, Metazoa, Chordata, Chondrichthyes, Rhinopristiformes, Pristidae. Gene Ontology annotation, molecular function: transcription coactivator activity; chromatin DNA binding. The transcript has 8 exons. Gene Ontology annotation, biological process: positive regulation of DNA-templated transcription. Gene Ontology annotation, cellular component: nucleus. The record is from RefSeq and is a predicted model, not a curated record.
GGGGCUGUCCCUUUAAGAGGGGGACGCCGCGCUGCCUGGCGGUGCUCGGGCGGGCGGGACGGCGGCGAUGGCGCUGAACAGAGCGGGCGACCUGGGCGGCUGCAGUGCAUUGAUGUCUCAGGAUCAUGUGGAGCUGUCAUUCAGUGAUGUGAGCAACAACUUGGAAGCUUUCAGAGGCUCGAGGAAGGGAACUGUUUACCUGAUGCCGUACCAACUGACCUUUGUGGCAAAAGAUAGCAGAGAAGCACUGAAAUCAUUCACAAUGCCGUUUUACUUGAUGAAGGGCUGUGAAAUCAAGCAGCCAGUGCUUGGGGCAAACUACAUCAAAGGCACCAUCAAUGCCGAGCCAAAUGGAGGAUGGGAAGGUUCUGCAACCUUCAAACUUACCUUCAUCAAUGGAGGAGCCAUUGAAUUUGGACAGCUGAUGUUUCGGACAGCGCAGCAGGCUUCGAGAGGCACAGUCCCACCAGAUGUAUACUGCUACCCUUUCAUGCCAAACAGUGUAGGUGGAAUGGCAUCACCCAUGUAUCCCCCAGCACCAUCUGCAGUCUUUGCUUACCCACCCCCACCUCCAGUGGGAUUUUACCCAGGACCACCAUCCAGAGAGGGUACAAUGAACUACAUGCCCCCACCUCCUUAUCCAGGACCAAUGACUCUUCCAGCAGGAGAUGUAGGGCAACAAACAUCUGCAGCAGCAGUAAAUUCUGCAGAAGGGGAUGGAGGUGUGAACAGGAGGCAGCCAAACCCUCCUAUUACGCCAGUGCCCAUGGAGCAGCCCCCUCCAUACUCGCAACACGCUGAGAAGCAGUGACAGUGGGGUAACGAGCCAGUAACUGCAAUGUAUUGAUGCACAACGUGCCCCUUCCACACUACUCUCAACCCUUACCAGUAGCUGUUUAACCGAGACCACAUUUCCCAGAUCACAGGACAGUGACUAAUCUGCCUCCCUCUGCCAGUGCACUCCAGACCCCAGCCACUCGCUUUGUAAAUAAGACUUUACCACAUGUAAUUUUUAGUUCUUUUGCCAAUCAUUUUCAUUAUGUCCCUUGGUUCUUGACCCCUUCAACAAUGGGAGCAGUUUUCUUUAACUGCUAUUUCUGCAUCCUUUAUGAUUUUAAAUGCUUCAAUCGGAUUCCCUUAUCACUUCCUCUGUCCCAAAUAGACAGGGAGACCAGUCGUCGUGGCUAUCCCUCGAGGUCAAGGAUGAUGGUCUUUGUUCCGUUGAUCUAUUUAUAGGCUCUCAAGUGGCUUAUGAGUCCAAUCUUGGCCCUGAAAGUCCUUCCGCAUUCAGGACAGGUAGUUCCAGAUGGCAGAUGCCAGUAUGGUUUAUUUGAACAUUGUCACUACACUGCAACACCUCUGAAGGACUCUGCAAAACAGCAUGUAUAGCCAGUCUCCCCACCACCCCAUCCCCCAAAGAACAUUCUCAUGUGUAUCUUUGGUGUGCUGGCAACCAGUGAGUGAAGCAACUUUCCCCAGACCAAUGAAGCAAAACAAACUGACUGGAAACAAAACGGCUUCUGCAGAUACAGCAAGCAAAGGAGUGUGGAGACGAGCAAAGGAUAAACUUUGAAGUUACUGUUCCCAUCACUGAACUUCACUUGUGGGAGCCAGGGUUGGAAUCUCCGUGUUUUCCCGUGCUACGCAAAUCUCUGCACCAGGAGCUACGCUAAAGUAAAGAUCUAGCCAAAUGAGCAAUCUCGUAACUAUAGGCUGAUAUUCAGAGAGCCUAAUUUCAGAGUUGCUUAGAAUCUUCAAGAUGCUGUUGCCCUGUUCUUAUUUUUACCUCUAGGCUACCUAUUGCCAGCACACUGCUGUCUGUUCUACCCUCAAACCCACUCACCACAGCACAGGAAGAGCUUGCAUUCCUGUUUAGCCUUGCAUAGAACAUCCCAAAGUGCUGUACAGCCAAUUAACGUAAUAAUGGAGGAAAAGCUGCAGCCAGUUUAUGCACAGUGAGCUCCCAAAGAGAGAUGAGACACGAGUUUUAGUGAUCAUAGUAAAUAGAUAAAUGUUGCCAUGUUACUAUAAGUCAUUUGGUCUUGCCAACAGUGCCAUGAGGUGUUUGACAUUAGUAUGUUAGUGCAGAUGAUAACACUGUUUCAUGUAUUUUUGGAUGUGAGUGCAGUGGGCUCUUUAAGGCCAUGCUUCAAGCCGAGUUGUACCUCGGGAGUGGGCUUGUUGGGGCAGUCCCAUUGUGGGGCAACACAGUGCCAGAUCUGCAAGGGUUACCGAAACUGUAUCUCUGGAUUCUGCAGCAGUGCAACAUCAGUGAUGAAUCUUCACACGCCUUCUUUUGUUGGUUGGUGUUACAGACCUACAGAUAUGUUAUAACUGGGCUUGCAGGCAAAAGAGUGAUGGGUUUGUUGGUCUAAUGUGUCAGAACACUGAAUGUAAAUGAAGGGAUGUUCUGUGAUGUAUGUCCUUGGGCCACUUUCCCAACGAUUAUUUGAGCUGACAGAGGAUAUUUUCAAGAAUGGGACCAGGGACCAGUUGUAUGGAGAGACUGGAGAAAUUGGGAAUACUCUUCAGGAUCAAGAGGUGGGGAUUUAAUGGAGGUGUUUAGAUAGGGUCAAUAGGGAGUUGCUGCUUCCUGUGCCAGAAUGGUUGGCCGCCACAAGUCUCGGCCAAAGAACCAAGAGGAAGAGGGAACAGAUUUUCAGACAACCUGAAAGUGGAGGAGCAGAUUAAAUAAUUAUCAAAAGGAAAUUAAAUAUAAAUGUGAAGGCAGAAAAAGACCAGGGCUGUGGAAAGGGCAAGUACAGUGGAAGCAAAUGGAAAGGCAUAUGUGGGUGGAAGGGGUUAGAUAGUCUUAGGUGAGGUUUAGAGGUUGGCACAACAUUGUGGGCCGAAGGGCCUGUAUUGUGCUGUACUGUUCUAUGUUCUAAAGUGCUUUCAAUGGGUUGAACAGCCUUUACGUCAGUGAUUCAAUCUUGGGCACACCCAUGCAAAGCUGAUACCAAAUUACUGGGCUACACUGAUCAGCAUGACACUGCUCUGCAGAGCUCACAAUCAUCCAGUGGGGCGACAUCAGUGGAGAGAGAAAUAUGUUCUGGCCAUUGGGCCAUUGACCUUUCGUCAUUGUGGUUGCUCCACUUUUCUGGCAGCUGUCCAUGGAAGCUGACACCCAUACCAGUCCCCUUGCUGAAAUCAGACUUAAAAGAGCAGGGAAGACACUGAUAUUCAAGGACUGUUGAUGAAAAGUAGCCAUUUUUGCACAAAUUUAAAAAGCACUGAUGAAGCCAGGAGAGCAAUGCUAAUGAAGUGAGAAAACUGCUGGAGCCUCAGUGGGUCAGACGGCAUCUGUAGAGGGAAAUGGACAGUCAAUGUUUCGGGUUGAGACCCUUCAACUGGACGGUGUUAAUGUUCCCCCAGUUCGGGAUCAUUGACCUAUAUGAUGUGAAAUGUGUUGUUUUGCAGCAGCAGUACAGUGCAAAGACAAAAUUACUAUAAAUCACAAAAAUAAAUAAAUAGUGCAAAAAAAAAGGAAUAACGAGGUAGUGUUCAUGGACCAUUCAGAAAUCUGACAGCGGAGGGGAAGAAGUUGUUCUUGAAUCAUUGAGUGUGGGUCUUCAGGUUCCUGUACCUCCUCCCUGAUGGUAGUAAUGAGGAGAGGGCAUGUCCUGGAUGGUAAGGGUCCUUAGUGAUGGUUACUGCAAUCAUCCAGAAAGACAAGCAUCCAGAUAACUGCUCUCCUCAAAUGCCUGCAUUGCCAUUAGUACAGGAGCCAGAAGCUUGCACAUAAAAUGUUAAUUAGCCCCAAGUUUGGGGUGACCCUGUGCCUACCUGUCAGACACAGUGCCAGGUCUGGACCAACUAAUAGAUCCAGGUGAACUUUUACUUUAUUUUAUCCCGCACUUUGAGUUCAUGUUCACUGCUUCCCUCCCCAUUGCCCCUCAAAGCUUAUUUAUUUGCAGGUUAUCUCUAUCCCAGCAAAGUGGAAGCUAAUUUAAAUUGCUUAUCAUGGCAGCAACAGAAUAAGAGACAAAAAGAAGCAGGAAUGGGCUGAUUCAGCAAUGGUCAAAGUGAAUGGCGUGUAACUCCAUGCCCACGGACAGUUUAUCCCAGCUCAGUGAGAUUAUCUCACUGGUCUGGCGGAAGGUGGGAGAAUAUUGUACCGUUUUAACUGCUGAAAAUGUGAAAUUGGAGUCUGCAAAAAUAUAGAAUAAAGUGGACUGAGAUUGAGUUGAUGAACUGCCUACUGACUAUAAUUGGGCCGUGUUGAAUCUAGCUGCUGCUGCCACUCGCAGGGAUGAGUUUCCCCAAGGUAUCCAGUACUGCAUCACCGUCAGCAUGGCCAGUGGAUGUACAGCUGAAGCUCAAGCAUUGGGUGAAAGAAAGAUCACCCCAUUUAUGCCCCUUUGCACGCCGUACUAACUCAAUGUAUCUGCACUGUGUAAUGAAUUGGUUUGUAAAAUAAGCUUUUCACUGUACUUCGGUACAAGUGACAAUAAUAAACCAAUACCAAUAUAGAUCACAAA